Molecule: messenger RNA, 852 nt
Organism: Phytophthora sojae
Lineage: Eukaryota; Oomycota; Peronosporomycetes; Peronosporales; Peronosporaceae
Exons: 3
Coding region: 1-852 (283 amino acids)
Molecular function (GO): protein binding
Source: RefSeq, a predicted model, not a curated record
AUGGGCAAGAACAAGCUCAAGCAGCAGCUCAAGCGCCAGCAGCGCGACGUGUUGGCCGCUGCAUCUAAUGGCACGCACAGUGCUGCAGCCGAAAGUUCGCGCUCGAAGAAGAAGCAGAAGACGGAGAAAUCCACUGGGGAGAAGGAGACCGAGGUGGAGAUUGACACACUGGGCUUCGACGACGCGUUCUCGGCCGGCCUGGCCUUCGAGCAGCUGGAGUCGUACGACGGAGCGCUCGCGGCGCUUCAGCAGGCGGCCAAGUGUAAGCCUGGCCACUUGGGGGCGCUCACGCACCUCGCAGAUGUCCAUUCGGCGGCUGGGCAGCCCGAUGACGCGCUCAAGUGCUACAAGCAGGCGAGCGAGCUGGAGGACGGCAAGAAGGACGCGUCGGUCUGGUUCCGACUGGGACUGGCACACGCAGCGAUGGAGCAGCAGCGGGAGGCCACGAUGGCUUACAAGAGAUCGAUGAAGAUCAACGCGGAGGCGCUGGAAGCAGCAGAGGAGGAGGAGGCUGUCGAGCUCAGGAAGGCGUACGGCGUGACGCUGGCGGCAUUGGCGGAGGCCUAUGGAGAAAUGGGAGAUCUGGACGCGGCUGUGAAGGUGUUCGAAGACGCCGCGAAAAAGUUCCCGGAGAAUGCCAACCUGCACUACAACAUGGCCAACAUGCGUAUGGCGAGGAGUGGAAGCGCCGGAGACGACGCCUUUGAUGCGGAAGUGCCGGAUCGAGUGCGCGAGCUCAAGGCAAAGGCUGAUGACCUGAAAUCCAAGGAAGGUGCCAGUGAGGACGUAGAACAGGAGGAAGAGGAAGAUGAAGACGAGGAGGAGGAGGAAGAUGAAGAUGAAGAAGACUAG